UUUACUCGUACAUAUAUAUUCUUGUUCCCACGCCUCUUUCCUUGAUAUUUCUUGCAUCAUCGCACCUUACCAUUGCGGACUGAAUUAUGGCUCGCGACGACCCCUUCACCAUUUUUGAAGAUUCACCAGCGAAAGCGGAAGAUGAUCAUCUUGAGGGGGAUUCAUUUGAGUCUAAUAGCUCCGUCCAAGACUACGGGGGUGGAGAAAAUGAGCCCGAUAUCUUGUUCUCCGAUCAUGCGGUACCAUCAAUAGAACACUCGCCCUUCACAGAGCCGAAAUUGGCAUCUUCACCUCCGAUUUUACCGGAUCCAUCACAAGCAUCUCGACGCAUGUCAGCACUGACAUCGACGACUACAAUUUCGUCGUUCCCUCCAUCGGUGAUUUCCGAAGAGGACAGUCGGUCUCCUUACACCCCCUUAAAAGAGCGCCCAGCUUUCCGUAACCCCUCAUCCAUUCGCGCUAUGCAAAUGGCAUCUCCUCCUCCAUUUUCGACUUGGGAAACAUAUUCCUCGCCUCGCAUGUCCCGUCGUCGUGACCAGCACCCUUCGCGGACGAGCACUCCCAUGAGCAUGCAUCGUGCUCAUCGAUCUCACCAUGCGAUCUCAUCUUCGAGUUUACGGAGCCAGAGCGAUUUUUCGGAACGUUCGCAUACUGUCUCUCACCGCUCCACUACCCAUGGCAUAUCGCCCGCCGAAAAGAAAAGGUACCCGCUCGUUCUACUACAUAUAACGCUUCUACCGGUCACAAGACCAUGGUCACAGGAGCUUAUGGAAUCAGUGCUCCCGGAACGCAUUUUGAACGACUAUCGGCGACUUGAAGAGGCACUGAGUGAGACGGUAUCGGUACGAGGUGUGCUCAUUUCUCAUCCACGAGAGGAAUAUGACAUGCUCGAAGAAAGGCUGCUGGAGAGCCUCGAGCUUCGAAAACCUCGCGUGGGUCCUUGUGGUCAUUUUUGGGGCGGCGAAGCGGAUAACGAAGUGUCGCCGCUUGGCAGCAAUACGGUGCAUGACCGCCAAGGUGAUACAGACUCGCGGUGCAAAUGUGAGGUCAUCAUCGCGGAAGAGGAGAGGCUUUGCCAGACAUGUCAACGCGAGAUGAUGGUUCCCGGAUCAAAGCGUUGGGAUGUUCGAGUAUAUGCUGCUAAUGGACUCAUGCGGGCCGGCGCCUGGAGCGCAGCAUGGUCGGAAAUGGAACGGGUGGAUGCAGAAGUUGACCUGUGCAUUCCUUCGGAUAUCCGUACAGAGCUCGACCGCCUGCAGGCGGAGGAGGACGAUCGAUUUGCAGAAGCUGAGGCUAAAGAGCAGGCCGAGUUCGCGGAACGAAGGGAACGAGAAGCGUUCGAGAAGAUGUUCACCGAUCAAGAGUGGAAGAAGCAGAAUGAGAUGUCAAGGAACGAGGAUGCGGCUUCUGAAGAACGAUCUGCAAACAUGUCUACUCCGAUGCCAUCGGAAAACCUGCCAGAUCUGCACGGACAUCGAGCUUUGCAUACCGACCCGAUUCCCCUGACAACAUUGCUCAAGACGUACCUUGCCCACCAAGCACAGGAUCGUCGCAAUAUUGUUAUCCUCAUGCUUUCAGCAAUUGUCUUACUGUUGGCGAUCGGGAUGGGGAAUCCACGAGCUGGUACACAGCUCCGCCCGACUCUUAUUUCCGAAGAAGUCGUACAGCUUCCCCCCUUCAUUGACGAGGAUCCGAGCAAUCCACUUGCCUGGUCAUCAGGCAUGUCUCGAGAAACGACGACAACGACGGCUACAGUGACCAGUUAUAUGACGAGCGACGUGGUACACGGCGGCCCGGAUACCAGUAAUGUGAUGAGCGACGUGGUACGCGACGGUCUAGAUACCAGUUAUGUAGCGAGGAGCGACGUGGUAUACGACGGUCUAGAUACCAGUUAUGUAGCGAGGAGCGAUGUGGUGCAUGACAGCCCGGAUACCAGCAAGAAAUCAUCACCUCAAGUUACUGAAGUUCCGAACGAGACGAUCGGGUUGACCCUCAGCAAGGAUAUGGCGACAUGUGCUGGGUCGUCUGUAAAUAACGAAAAUAUGGCGUGAAUAUGAAAUAAUAGGGCGGGUAUCUCCUGCACACAUCACGAUCGGUGGUUCGAACUGUUGCUCAAACGAUUCUCGAACGAAAUCGAAUGUUGACGCUGAAGUUGUCAAAUCAUAAUACA
Messenger RNA from Eremomyces bilateralis CBS 781.70, 2170 nucleotides. RefSeq lists its product as uncharacterized. The record is from RefSeq and is a predicted model, not a curated record. The transcript has a single exon. Lineage: Eukaryota; Fungi; Ascomycota; Dothideomycetes; Eremomycetales; Eremomycetaceae. The coding region runs from base 87 to 2051 and encodes 654 amino acids.